AUGGGAGGCUCGACCUCCGCCAAAAAGUCCCCGCGUGCUUUUGCGGAACAGAAGGCGGAAAAAUCUCCACGCAAGCGGAAAAGCUCCGCGGGAAAGGCUGACGGCGCGAAUGCGGAGGCGGGCGGAAGCACAGCAGCUGUUGGCGGAGCGGAUGGCUCCGCGAAGCGGCGGAAAGUUGCGCGGACAGCAGAGGCGACAGGGAAAGGCGCGGCGGAGAGGUCCGCUGGGGUGGCUUCCGACAGCAAGCAGCGGAAGGACGAGAAUGGCGGCGUUGGUUCGGGGGAAGGGGACGAUUCGGGUUAUAUUCUUAAGGGGAUCUCUCUAGACGAGGACGUAGACGUGCUGGUCGCGGAGCGGGAACGAGCGUCGACGAAACGUCCCGCAAAGACCGCCAAGAAAGGGAAUAAGGAGUCUAAUAAUGAUCUCAAGAAGAAGAAGGGAAAUGCUAAAAAUGGGCGUGCGGCACGUUCAGAUGCAAAACCGGCGGGGAAAGGUAGGGGAGCGAGGGUGGCGGAAGAGGCGAGGCGGGCGAGAGAAGCGGGGAUGACGGAGGCGCAGCGGCAGGAGGAAAGGGAGAAGGAAGCGUUGAAGGCGCAAGGGUACAAGGAGGAAGAUUUCAAGGUGCGCGUGGGGGAAUUUAUGUGGGGAUUUGAGAGAGGGGAAGGGGGACGAGCGAAUGAGAGAGAGAAGGAGGCGCUGAGGGCGCAAGGGUACAAGGAGGAGGAUUUCAAGCGAGGAGUGACAGAGAGGGAGAAGGACGCGCUGAGCGCGCAAGGGUACAAGGAGGACGAGGUUAAGGACGAGGGGGAGGAUAGGGGGAAGGACGCGCUGAAGGCGCAAGGGUACAAGGAGGAAGGUUUCAAGGUGAGCGUGUGGGAAUUUGUGCGGGGAGGGGAGGGAAGUAAGAUGGAGGGAGGAGGGGUUGGGGGAGGAGAGGGAGGACGCGCUGAAGGCGCAAGGGUACAAGGAGGAGGAUUACAAGAGGCUGGGAAUUUCCGAGUCAAGAAGUUGCUACAGCAGCACAGAGCGUUGCAGCAGCACAGGGAGGAGAGGGAGGCGAAGAGGUCGUUUGCGGAGGAUGGGAUGAGGGAGAGCAACAAGAAGAUCAUGUACAGUGAUGACAUACGAACAGCAAGGCUGGUGGUGGGUGGGGAUGGACUGGAGAAGCUGAGGCUGGUGGGGAUGGACUGUGAGAUGUGUGAGACGUGGGAUGAUGAAGGACCCAUGGAGCUGACACGAGUCUCUGUCGUGGAUGGCAAGGGCAAGGUGCUGCUGGAUCGGCUGGUGAAGCCACAGCGGGAAGUGAAGUCAUACGUGACUGAGAUUACCGGGUUGAAGGAGGAAGAUUUCAAGGAGGUCAAGUACACGUGGGAGGAUGCACAGCGUGACGUGGCGGCGCUGCUGACGCCCAACACGGUGCUGGUGGGGCACCACGUGUCUGGUGACAUGGACGUUCUCAAGAUAGACCAUCCAUUGGUCAUCGACACAUCGCUGCUCUUCCGCUAUGCAUCAAAGGACCCUAACAUGUCAACUGUGCAACUGCCCCUCGCUCUUGUUGCCCUGCGUAAUAUGGGCUACAAGAUGCGGCAAGGGGACACGUCGCAUCACGACAGUGUGGAAGACUCGCUGAUUCCCAUUCGGCUGGUUCAGAAGGCCCUCAACUCCGACGCACUGCUCCCCACGCCCAUCCAGCCGCUGUCUGCCAUUCCUUCCAAAAGAGGUGUUCGCUUGCCUCACUCAUUUCACUCCACUCCUCCUCACUCCCACUCACUCCAUCUCACUCCUCUUGCCACAGUCGUUUCACUCCACUCCCCCUCACUCCCACUCACUCUAUCUCGCUCCUCUUGCCUCACUGGUUUCACUCCACUCCCCUUCCCUCACUCUCUCUCCCCACUCACUCCAUCUCACUCCUCUUGGCUCACUCCUUUCAUUCCAUUCCCCUUCUCUCCACCCUCUCUCCCCCAACGCACUCCAUCUCACUCCUCUUGGCUCCCUGCUUUCACCCCCUCCCUCUCACCCACUCCCCUCCCUCUCGCCCACUCCCCUCCCUCUCACACGCUCCCCUCCCCUCACCCCCUCCCCUUCCUCACCCCCUCCCUCCCUCUAUCCCUGCUAGCAGCAGGGGAGACGGCUGCUUCACUCGCGUGCACUACCCCUUCCCCUCCUCCACUUCCCACCGUACUCUUUUCCCCUUAUGCAAACCCUUUCUCUUUCUUCUCCCACUGCUCUCCACUUCCCCCCUCUCAUCUCCUCCAGAAACCUCGAUCUAGCAGCAGGGGUGACGGCUGCUUUGCUCGCGUGCACUACCCUUUCCCCUCCUCUGCUCUCGCACUCUUCCACUCCCUUCCAGGGGAGAUUGAAGCGGACCCCUGGGGGCGGUGGAAGAAGAAGGUUCCAGUCCCAGAGCACCUGCAAAAGCACAUCUAUUAUAUCGAAUACCACAGGGACGCAGGCGGUAACAGCGGUAACCCUGUUUACCGGCCUGCGACAGAAGUGGUGGUGGCGUGUGGCGGCGAUGGUAACCGCAUGAUACACGGGGUUGGGGCGAAGAUGCUUAGAGCCAUGGGGGAUCAACUCACCCUUGUGUGUGACGAUGCUGAUGAUGUAUGGGAUGUGCUGGUUGGGAGGGAAGAGAAGGAUGGGGAGGAGGAGGAGGAGGUGAAGCAGCUGGAGGAGCGGCAGGAGGAGAAGGAACUGUGGGUAGAGGAGGGGGAGGUGGAGGAGGGAGAGGAGGAGGAGGAUGAGAUGGAGUAUGAGUUAGAGGAGGGGUUUGCUAGGGAGGAGGGUGGUGUAGGGAUGGGGAAUGGGGUGGGGGUGGGAGUGGAGGAGGAGGAGGGGGAGGAGGAGGAGGAGGAGGAGGAGGAGGAGGAGGAGGAGGAGGAGGAGGAGGAGGAGGAGGAGGAGGAGGAGGAGGAGGAGGAGGAGGAGGAGGAGGAGGAGGAGGAGGAGGAGGAGGAGGAGGAGGAGGAGGAGGAAGUAGAAGAAGGGGAGGAGGAAGAGGAGGAAGAGGAGGAAGAGGAGGAAGAGGAGGAGGAGGAAGAGGAAAAGUCUGAGAAAAUAGCCAUCCACCUGGUUCCUACCUCCGAGCCUCUUCCUUUCCUUUUGAGCAAUCCCCAUUUCCACCUCACCCCCGCUCCCCUUUGGUUCCUUGUCUUGUCAGCCGUCGGAUGCAAGGAUCUGCUGGUCACAGAGAUCUACGGCUGGCAGGACCCAUACGUGGUGCUGCAGUACGGCUCCCAGUGCAAACGCACGGCCACUCACAAAGACGGCCACACCACCCCCCAGUGGAACGAGACUGUCCGCUUGAACUACCAGCCCAACGUGUUUGACCUGGCUGUGGGCGUGUGGGACGAAAACACCCUCACUCAAGACAGCCCCAUCGGUGGCUGCAAGGUGAGCAUCACCCAAGCUCUCGAUGCUGGAUUUACUGACGCAUGGCACCCUCUCUACACAUCGAAACAAGUCAUCAACGCUACACAUGGCAACGCUGCAGCAGAUGUUUCUAGUAGCGACCACGAAGGGAGCGGUCGUGAGAGAGACACAGAACAGAGCAAGGAGCACAGAUCGUCCUCUUCUUCCUCCUCCUCUGGCCGCCCCGCCUCCCUCCCACGCUCCAACCUCUCCAUGCAGCUUGAUGCAAUUGAACGCAUGCUGGCUGUAGCACAGAUCGAACCAGACCCCGCUACAGAUGAGACUGCUACAGAUGGUUCAGGGACUGCUGGUGUUGACCCUGCUGGUGCUGGUGCUGGUGCUGGUGGUUCACUGAGAGGGAUGGGAUUAGAAGUAGCAGGGGGGGAGAAAGCGAAAGACGAAGUGCCGGGGUGGCAGAUUGGGCGCGCCACUUGGGAGCAGGAAUCGGGAGAGGCGGAAGAUGCUUUGCCGGGUGCUAUAGGUGCCCCUUUGAAUACUCUGGACGAAGAGGCGUUAGCUGCUGCCAGGCUGUCUCAGCGGAUCGACGCGAUUUACCGCAUGCUUGCUGAGAAUUGUGAGGAGGGGGAUUCAGGUAGGGCUGGUUCAGGUGAAAUUGAAAAUGCACCUGGGAACAGCAGUGUAGCACCUGGUGGCAGUAGCAACGAAGCACCUGGUUCAGGUGAAUUAGAGAAAGCACUUGAGGGCCUCGAAAUGACAACUGGUGAUGCUGAUAGUGCAUCUGGUGAAACUCCUGGCGACCACAGAGCAGCACCUGAUGGCAACAGAGGCGAACCUGUGGACACAGUUUCCGGAGCCAUGGACAAGGUUCGGUCAGGCGAGGCUGAAGUCUUGGUUCGGAAUGCGAUAGAAGCAGCCAAGGCUCCCUUGGUGAAAGGAGGGGCGGGAAUGAUGGGUGCGCUGGGGGGUAGUAACACUGCACAUGUAGCAACGCAACCCAAUCCGCAACUACACGCCGUGCCUAUGUACCCUCAUGCUCCAUAUCCUACCGCUCCUCCUCCUGCUGCUCUUCCGCCUCAUUUUCUCGCUCCCCCCUCGGCUUAUCAGGCCCACCAGUCAUCCCUGCACCAGCCUGUUCAUGCAGCAACCAGCCAACCCGGUUCCACAGGCCCUACCCGUCCGUCCCAUUACUCUUCCUCCUCUACUUCCUCCUCCGCGUCCCCGCAACAGCCUGUUCAUGCAGCCACCAUCCAAUCCUGUUCCACAGGCCCUACCCGUCCGUCCCAUUACUCCUCCCACUCCUCUACUUCCUCCGCGUCCCCGCAACAGCCUGUUCAUGCAGCCACCAGCCAAUCCUCCCCUCUCAGUACGGUUACCCUCCCCAAGCACCGCAUGGUGCUUAUCCUAACUACCCCCCUCCUCCUAACGCUCCCUAUAAUCCCUAUGCUGCACCUCAAGGCUCUACACCCUAUCCUCCUUAUCAGCAGGGCGGGGCACAGUACCCCGCUCCCUGGGGUUAUCCUGCCCCAGCCCCUGGUGGUUACAGUGGUUCCAGCGAUCGUGCUCGUGGUGGAAACCGCUCGACGUCACCGGUUUCAUUCGAGCGGCAUAGGAGUGGUGGAAGCAGUGGUUCUCACAAGGGGGGAGAGCACAGAUACAAGGACAACCGAUCUCGCUCGCAUAAAGAAGAUCGAAGAAAGGAGGAUUGCUGUCUAUCCCCCCGCUCCUCCUCCCCCUGCUAACCAGCAGAGCUACUCCCCCGCUCCCCCUCCCGCUGCUAACCAACAAGUCUACCCCCCUAUUCCUCCGCGCCCUGCAAACCAGCAGGAGUACUCUCCCGCUGCCCCCCCUCCUCCUUCUAACCAGCAACUCUAUUCCCCCACUCCUCCUCCUUCUAAUCAGCAAGUAUAUUCCCCUGCUCCUCCUCCGCCCCCUGCUAACCAGCAGGACUACUCCCCCGCUCCCCCUCCCCCUGUUACCCAGCAAGUCUACCCCCCCGCUGCUCCUCCGCCCACUGCUAACCAGCAAAACUACUCCCCCGCUGCCCCUCCCCCUGUUACCCAGCAAGUCUACUCCCCCGCUGCUCCUCCGCCCACUGCUAACCAGCAAAACUACUCCCCCGCUCCCCCUCCCCCUGUUACCCAGCAAGUCUACCCCCCCGCUCCUCUCCCUCUUUCUCAAUCAACAGUGCCUGCAGCAAGUGAUUCUUGGGGCUCUGCUGCUCCCUCUGCUGCUCCCUCUGCUGCUGCUGCCACUGCUGCUGCUGCCACUGCUGCUGCUGCCACUGCUGCUGCUGCUCCCCCUGCUGCUUCUGCUCCCCCUGCUGCUGCUGCUCCUGCUGCUGCUGCUCCUCCUGCUGCUGCUGCUGCUCCUGCUGCUGCUGCUCCCCCUGCUGCAGCCGCUCCCCCACUUCCCUCCCCUCCUCCCACCUACCCUUCUCCCUCCCCAUCCGCCACCCCUCCUCCCAGUUACCCUUACAGCUACCCCCCACGAGCCACAGCGGCAGCAGCAGAGUAUUUCCACCAACCAGCACCCAGUGCAGGAGGGCAGCAGCAGCCUGUGCAGGCAGCUGCUAGUGCUGGAGAGUACACAGGGGGUGGUGUAGCAGCUGUUACAGCAGUUGGGGUGGCAAUGGGUGCUCUGGCUAUUGGUGCUGCUGGGAGCGGGGGUGGUGGUGUAGCAGCAGCACCCCUGCCAGCAGCAUCAUCACCGCCAGCCCCUAUCCUCCUCCUCCCUACGGCUAUCCUCCCCCCUCAACCCUCUCCUUACGGAUACCCCGGUUACCCCCCACCUUCUCAAGCUCCCCCCUAUGGGUAUCCUUACGCUCCUCCUCCUGCCCCAUACGGCCAUCCUCCUCCUCCUCCUCCUGCUUCCUAUGCCCCUCCUCCCGCCCAUUAUGUCUAUGGGGCCCCUCCUCCUGGGUAUUAUUCUCAGUACAACCCCCCCCGGCCUGUGGUGGUGGUGCAUCGCCAUGGGCAUCAUGAUUAUUAUGGUAAAGGCAAGGGCUACAAAGGUUUCAAAGAGGGUAGGGGAAAAAAAGGCGAGAGCAGCGGCAAAGGUUCAGCCGGCCCGGCGGUCAUGGCGUCUGGCUGGCUAGACGUCACGGUCGUGGGCUGCAAGGAUCUAGAUGACGUGGAGUUGUACGGGAAGCAGGACCCUUACGUGGUGUUACAGUAUGGUAACCAGCAACAGCGAACCAAGACACAUCAAGACGGCCACAUCACCCCUGUGUGGAACGAGACGUUUCAGCUGCAGCUGAAUGCCGGCGUCAGCACCUUGGAAUGCCAUGUAUGGGACAAGAACAAGCGCAGGGACGUUCUGAUUGGCCACUGCUCUCCCAGCCGAACGCAUCCGCACUUCCUUCUACCAUGCAUUCCCCAACGGCAGCAGCAGCAGCAGCAGGUGCAGCAGCAGCAGCAGCAGCGGCAGCAGCAGGAGCAGCAGCAGAGAGCACCCGUUCCCCUUCCUGACCACUACACCUCAUCACCACGGCAGCAGCCAUCUCAACCCCCCGCCUUUCCUCCGCCCCAAUCACUCUACCCUUCCCCUCCCCAACCCCAGCCAAACCCACCCCUCUAUCCCCCACCGCCACAGCCGAUUUCUGAGGCGGCUCGAUCACCGGACCAGACCAAUCUGUACCCAUCUCCCUACCCUUCUCUGCCGCACAGCCCACGUUCCCAGCCACCCUCCUCCCCGUCCUUCCACACCCAUUCUCCCUCCCUCUCAUCCCACCUUUCCUCCUCGUCAGACUCCCCAUCCUCCUCCUUCCACAGCCAGUACUCUUCCUCAGACCCAGCUUUCUCCUUCGGCCACCAGGUCUCAGCGCCAUCAGCUCAUCUCUACCCACCUUCUCCUCUUGCUCCUUCACCUCUUGGUGCUGGUAGUGCUGGGUCUGCUGGUGCUGCUGGUUCUGGUCCUGCCGCUGGUAGUUCUGCUGCUGGUGGUGGUGGUUAUGGCAACUACCCUGGAAAUGGUGGUGGUGGUGCUGCUCCCCCUCCUUCUGCUGCUUCUUCUACCUACCCCGGUAGUAGGGACUAUCCAAGAGUACACUCCAGUGGGCCCCCAUCUGCCCCCCCUCUCUCUCCCCCUCAAUCUCCAGUCCCCUCCCCACCCCGAUCCCCUCCGCCCACUCACCCCUACAACUACCCCCCUCACCCCACAGCAGCCCCACCCCCUUCCCGGCCUCCCACUCACCCGUACAACAACUAUCCCCCUCAGUCCACAGCAGCAGCAGGGCACACAGGGGGGGGUGCUUAUCCCCCUCCCCCUCCUGCCUCUCAAAACGCGUAUCCGCCUCCUCCCCCCUCCCAGGGCUCCUAUCCCCCCCCUCCUUCCCCUCCUUCUCAGUCAGCUUAUCCUCCCCCUCCCCCACCUUCUCAAUCCGCAUAUCCCCCUCCCCCUCCCUCUCAAUCCGCCUAUCCUCCCCCUCCCUCUCAGGGUGCUUACCCUCCUCCCCCGUACAGUUAUCCUCCUCCUCAAAACCCUCCUUAUGGAUAUUCCGCAUACCCCCCACCUUCUCAAGCUCCCCAAUAUGGCACGCAGCCACGUGUGGUGGUUGUGCACAGACAUGGGCAUCAUGGUUAUUAUGGAAAGCACAAGGGUUACAAAGGUUUCAAGGGUGGAUUCUUCAAGUAG
This is a messenger RNA of Closterium sp. Yama58-4, 8004 nucleotides long. The record is from the annotation of a GenBank genome assembly. NCBI's taxonomy places the organism in Eukaryota, Viridiplantae, Streptophyta, Zygnematophyceae, Desmidiales, Closteriaceae.